AUAUUGAUGCGGAGGCUAGGCUGCUUUCGUAGAGAAGCAGAAGGAAGCAAGAUGGCUGCCCUUUAGGAUUUGUUAGAAAGGAGACCCGACUGCCACUGCUGGAUUGCUGCAAGGCUGAGAGACGAGAACGAGGCUGGCCACCAUUCAGCAGCAGACCCUCUCAAGAUUGUCUACUUGCCCUUGCUCCUGUUGAGUUACCACGGGUGGAAGCAGGAGAUGGGCUCAGCAGCAGCCAACAGGCCAUGACCCAGGAGGCGCAGUGAGGGAUAGAGCUGCUGAAUUCAUUCAGAGGGCAGCCUUGUGGAUGGCCCCGAAGCAAGCCUGAUGGAACAGGAUAGAACGAACCAUGUUGAGGGCAACAGACUGAGUCCAUUCCUGAUACCGUCUUCUUCUCCCAUUUGCCAGACAGAACCUCUGGCUAUAAAGCUCCAGAAUGGAAGCCCAUUAAUGAAGAGACCUUAUCCAGAAGUAAAUGGAGACACCAAGUGGCAGUCUUUCAAGAGUUAUUAUGGAAUACCCCACAUGAAAGGAAGCCAGAAUAGUCGCGUGAGUCCGGACUUUAUACAAGAAAGUAGAGGGUAUUCCAGAUGUUUGCAAAACGGAGGGAUAAAACGCACAGUCAGUGAACCUUCUCUCUCUGGGCUCCAUCAGAACAAGAAACUGAAACAAGACCAAAAGGCCAAUGGAGAAAGAAAGAACUUCGGGGAAAGCCAAGAAAGAAAUCCAGGCAAAGGCAGCAGUCAACCAAAUGUCUCCGAUGUGAGUGAUAAGAGAGAAUCUGUUAGCUCUGAAGCCCAAGAAAAUGAAGUUAAAGAUUUCACUGGUUUUUCAUCACAUAACUGCAGUGGAUCUGAAAAUCCAGAGCUUCAGAUUCUGAACCAACAGGAGGGGAAAAAUGCUAAGUACCACGACAAGAACAUUGUAUUACUUCUUAAAAAUAAGGCAGUGCUAAUGCCUAAUGGUGCUACAGUUUCUGCCUCUUCCAUGGAAAACACACGUGGUGAACUCCUGGAAAAAACACUGUCUCAAUAUUAUCCAGAUUGUGUUUCCAUCGCGGUGCAGAAAACCACAUCUCACAUACAUGCCAUUAACAGUCAGGCUACUAAUGAGUUGUCCUGUGAGAUCACUCACCCAUCGCAUACCUCAGGGCAGAUCAAUUUCCCACAGACCUCGAACUCUGAGCUGCCUCCAGAGCCAGCUGCAGUGGUGACCGAGGCCUGUGAUGCCGAUAGUGCCAGUAAACCAGCUGCAAUGCUAGGGACCUGUCCCUUUCAGAAACCAGAACAACGAAAGUCAGUUUUUGAGAUACGCCCAUCUCCGGCAGAAAACAGUAACAUCCAAGGAACCACAAAGCUAGUAUCUGGUGAAGAAUUCUGUUCAGGUUCCAGCAGCAAUUUGCAGGCUCCUGGUGGCAGCUCUGAACGGUAUUUAAAGCAAAAUGAAAUGAAUGGUGCUUACUUCAAGCAAAGCUCAGUGUUCACUAAGGAUUCCUUUUCUGCCACUACCACACCACCACCAUCACAAUUGCUUGUUUCUCCCCCUCCUCCUCUUCCGCAGGUUCCUCAGCUUCCUUCUGAAGGAAAAAGCACUCUGAAUGAUGGAGUUUUGGAAGAACACCAUCACUACCCCAACCAAAGUAACACAGCUCUUUUAAGGGAAGUGAAAAUAGAGGGUCAACACGAGGCACCGCCAUCCCAGAGUCCUACUCCCUCUACACAAGUAUCCAACCCCUCUCCGAUGCUUCCAGAAAGGCCUCAGAAUUAUUGUGUUAACAAGAAUGGCAUACGGACUCCAGGGACAAUGACGGUUCCAUUGUGUUCUGAGAAAACAAGACAACUCUCAGAACAUCUCAAACAUAACCCACCAAUUCUUGGUAGCAGUGGAGAUGCACAGGAUCACUGCCAGCAGUUGAUGGGACACAAAGAGCAAGAGCUCUUCAAGAGUCAAGACAAGGAACAAACACGAGACCCUGUGCUCCCAACACAGCCCUAUCUGAAACCAGGAUGGAUUGAAUUGAAGGCCCCUCACUAUCGUCAGGCAGAAUCCCAUCUAAAAUGUAAUGAGGCAACCCUGCGGUCAAUUCUUCAGUAUCAUCAGUCCAACCCCUCCCAUCAAAUGACCUCCAAACAAUACACUGGAAAUUCCAACGUGCCUGGGGGGCUCCCAGGGCAAGCUUACACCCAGAAAAUAAUGCAGCCGGAGCAGAGGCCACCAAGGUACCAAGCUGAGAUGAAUCAAGGGCAGUCUCAAGGUACAGUGGACCAGCAUCUCCAGUUCCAAAAACCCUCACUCCAGGUGCACUUCUCCAAGACAGACCCUUCACCCGAAGCUCACAGACAGUCAGUCUGUGCCCUGAGGUGUCACUUCCAGCAAAGACCAGAUCCCCAAACUGAGAAACUCAUGCCCCCAACAUUAAAACGGCACUUGAAUCAACAGGCUUCCGAGACUGACCCAUUCUCAAACUCACACCUUUCGCAACAUAAGCCUCAUAAGCAGGCAGCACAAACACAACCAUCCCAGACUCCACAUCUCUCUCAAAACCAGCAACAGCAGCAAAAAUUACAGAUGAAGAAUAAAGAACAAAUGCCUCAGACCUUUUCUCAUCCCCAAGGCAACAGUGAUCAGCAAAGAGAAGGAUCAUUCUUUAGCCAGAUUAAAGUAGAAGAAUGCUUUCGUGGUGAAGAUCAACAUUCAAAAUCAAGUGAGUUCCAGACUCAUAAUCCCCAAGUGGGACUGGAGCAAGUACAGAAUAUGAAUAGUGUAAAUUCCCCCUAUGGUCAGAUCUUGAAGUCAAAUGCAAGCAAAGUGCAGAUUUCUUGUUCAAACAAUAUACACGUAGUUGCAGAAAAUAAAGAACAGACUGUAAAUUCUGAACUCUUUGCGGGAAACAAGAUCCCAAACUUGCAUCACAUGCAAUAUUUUCCAAAUAAUGUGACCCCAAAGCAAGAUGUUCUUCACAGGUGCUUUCAAGAACAAGAACAGAAGUCUCAACAAGCUUCAGUUCUACAGGGAUAUAAAAAUAGAAACCAAGAUAUGUCUAGUCAACAAGCUGCACAGCUCGCUCAGCAAAGGUACCUGAUGCAAAACCAAGCAAAUGCGUUCCCUUUGCCCAGUCAGGCAGGAAGUCACAUUCAGACCCUGCCCCAGAAGGACAUCCAAAAGCAUGCUGCUCUAAGGUGGCACCUUUUGCAGAAGCAAGAACAGCAGCAAACACAACAACUCCAAGCCGAGUCUUGCCAUAGUCAGAUGCAAAGGCCAAUUAAGGUCGAACCUGGAUCCAAGCCCCACGCCUGUAUGCGCCUCAUGUCAGCACAGCCAGAAAACACAAUGUGGAAAAAGAUACCCAAGCAAGAGAUUCCACCUCCGAGCUGUGAUAACAUGCAGCAGCGGAGCAUCCUUGAGACCAUGGAGCAGCAUCUGAAGCAAUUUCAGGUCAAAUCAUUAUUUGACCAUAAGGCUCUUGCUCUAAAAUCACAGAAGCAAGUAAAAGUAGAAAUGUCAGGGCCAGUCACAGUUUUAACUAGACAAACCACUGCUGCAGAACUUGAUAGCCACACCCCAGCUUUAGAGCAGCAAGCAAUGCCUUCCUCAGAAAAGACACCAACCAAAAGAACAGCUGGUUCUGUUCUCAAUAAUUUUUUAGAGUCACCUUCCAAAUUACUAGAUACUCCUAUAAAAAAUUUAUUGGAUACACCUGUCAAGACUCAGUAUGAUUUCCCAUCAUGCAGAUGUGUAGAGCAAAUUAUUGAAAAAGAUGAAGGUCCUUUUUAUACCCAUCUAGGAGCAGGUCCUAAUGUGGCAGCUAUUAGAGAAAUCAUGGAAGAAAGGUUUGGACAGAAGGGUAAAGCUAUUAGGAUUGAAAGAGUCAUCUAUACUGGUAAAGAAGGCAAAAGUUCUCAGGGAUGUCCUAUUGCCAAAUGGGUGGUUCGCAGAAGCUGCAGCGAGGAGAAGCUACUGUGCUUGGUGCGGGAGCGAGCUGGCCACACCUGCGAGGCUGCGGUGAUUGUGAUUCUCAUCCUGGUGUGGGAAGGAAUCCCACUCUCUCUGGCUGACAAACUGUACUCCGAGCUCACCGAGACACUGAGGAAAUACGGCACGCUCACCAAUCGUCGGUGUGCCCUGAAUGAAGAGAGAACGUGUGCCUGUCAGGGGCUGGACCCAGAGACCUGUGGUGCCUCCUUUUCUUUUGGUUGUUCAUGGAGCAUGUACUACAAUGGAUGUAAGUUUGCCAGAAGCAAGAUCCCAAGAAAAUUUAAGCUGCUUGGGGAUGACCCAAAAGAGGAAGAGAAACUGGAGUCUCAUUUACAAAACCUGUCCACUCUUAUGGCACCAACAUACAAGAAACUUGCACCUGAUGCUUAUAAUAAUCAGAUUGAAUAUGAACACAGAGCACCAGAGUGUCGUCUGGGUCUGAAGGAAGGCCGUCCAUUCUCAGGGGUCACUGCAUGUUUGGACUUCUGUGCUCAUGCCCAUAGAGACUUGCACAACAUGCAGAAUGGCAGCACAUUGGUAUGCACCCUCACUAGAGAAGACAAUCGAGAAAUUGGAGGGAAACCUGAGGACGAGCAGCUCCAUGUUCUGCCUCUCUACAAAGUCUCGGAUGUGGAUGAGUUUGGGAGUGCAGAAGCUCAGGAGGAGAAAAAACAAAAUGGUGCUAUUCAGGUACUGAGUUCUUUUCGACGGAAAGUCAGGAUGUUAGCAGAGCCAGUCAAGACAUGCCGACAAAGGAAACUAGAAGCCAAGAAAGCUGCAGCUGAAAAGCUUUCCUCUUUGGAGAACGGCACAAAUAAGAAUGAAAAGGAAAAGUCAGCCUCCUCUCGUACAAAACAGAUUGAAAAUGCAAGCCAGGUGAAACAGUUGGCAGAACUUCUGCGACUUUCAGGACCAGUCAUGCAGCAGCCCCAGCCCCAGCUGCAGAAGCAGCUUCCACAGCCGCAGCAGCCAUAUCACCCCUUCACUGAUAACCCUCAGUCAGAGUCUGUCAGCUCUUACACUUCUGCUGGAUCCACCAGUCUAUACACGAGGAGGCCCAAUCCAGUUAGUCCUUAUCCAAGCUCUUCACGCCCUUCAGAGAUUUAUGGAGGCGCCGACCCUAUGAACCUCUAUUCCGCCUCAUCCCAAGCUGCAGGUUCAUAUUUGAAUUCUUCUAAUCCCAUGAGCCCCUACCCUGGGCUUUUGAAUCAGAAUAACCAAUAUCCAUCAUCAUAUCAAUGCAAUGGAAGCAUAUCAAUGGACAAGUGCUCCCAAUAUCUGGGUUCCUAUUCUCCCCAGUCUCAGCCCAUGGAUCUAUACAGGUAUCCAAACCAAGAUCCUCUGUCUAAGCUAAAUCUACCACCCAUCCAUACGCUUUACCAGCCGAGGUUCGGAAAUAGCCAGAGUUUUACUUCUAAGUACUUAGGUUACGGAAACCAAAAUAUGCAAGGAGAUGCCUUCAGCAGUUGUACUCUUAGACCAAAUGUACACCAUGUAGGUACAUUUCCCCCUUAUUCCGCUCAUGAGAUGGAUGGCCACUUCAUGGGGGCUGCCUCUCGAUUACCACCCAAUCUGAGCAAUCCAAACACAGACUAUAAAAAUGGUGAGCAUCACCCAUCUUCUCAUUUAAUCCAUAACUACAGUGCAGCUCCGAGCGUGUUCAACAGCUCUCUUCAUGCCCUGCAUCUCCCAAACAAGGAGAAUGACGUGCUCUCCCACACAGCGAAUGGGUUAUCUAAGACGCUUCCCGGUCUUAACCAUGAUGGAACUGCUUCUGUCCAGGAAGGCUUCCACAAAGUACACGACGCUGGCAGUCAGGAAAAGCAGCCUUGUGCUGCCGAGGACAAUGACGAGGUCUGGUCUGAUAGCGAGCAGAGCUUCCUGGAUCCUGACAUUGGGGGAGUGGCCGUGGCUCCGACUCAUGGGUCCAUUCUCAUCGAGUGUGCAAAGCGCGAGCUGCACGCCACAACCCCUUUAAAGAAUCCCAACAGGAAUCACCCCACCAGGAUCUCACUCGUCUUUUACCAGCACAAGAGCAUGAAUGAGCCAAAACAUGGCUUGGCGCUCUGGGAAGCCAAAAUGGCCGAGAAAGCCCGCGAGAAAGAGGAAGAGUGUGAAAAGUACGGCCCAGACUACGUGCCUCAGAAAACCCACGGCAAAAAAGUGAAACGGGAGCCCACUGAGCCGCAUGAACCUGCCGAGCCCACUUACCUGCGCUUCAUCAAGUCCCUUGCCGAAAGGACCAUGUCCGUGACCACAGACUCCACAGUAACUACAUCUCCAUACGCCUUCACUAGGGUCACGGGGCCUUACAACAGAUAUAUAUGAUGUCGCCCCUUGUGUUGGUUACCUCAUUUGAAAAGACCACAACCAAUCUGUCCUUAGUGUAGUUCUCAUGAUGUGGGCAGUGGGGAAAGGACACAGUAUUCCUGACAGAUGCGGUGAGAGGAACCUCAGCUCACCAGCAAAGAAAGAGGUCAUCUUACCAUAGCACUUAAUUUCCACUGACUCCUAAGUGGUCACAGAUGGAAUCUAGGCAAAAGACCAAAGCAUUCUAUGCAAAAAGAAGGUGGAGAAGAAAGUGUUCCACAAUUUACAUUUUUAAACACUGGUUCUAUUAUUGGAUGAGAUGAUAUUUAAAUGUGAUAUUUUUCCCCCUUACAACUCUACACAUCUGUGACCACUUUUAAUAAUACCAAGUUUGCAUAGUCGUGGAACACAAAUCAAACAAGUACUGUAGUAUUACAGGGGCAGGAAUCUUAAAAUACCAUCUGGUGCUGAAUAUACAAUGUACUGAAAUACUGGAAUUAUGGCUUUUUAACAUGCAGUUUUUACUGUAAUCUUAAUAUUAACUUUUAUUUAUCAAAAUAGCUACAAGAAGCAUAAAUGAAUAGACAGCAAAACACUGAAUUUGUUUGGAUGUUCUAAGAAAUGGUGCUAAGAAAAUGGUGUCUUUAACAGUUGAAAACUAAUGCCUUUAUAUCAUCAAGAUGCUAUCAGUGUACUGCAAUGCCCUUGAAUAAUGGGGGUACCUUUUCAUUCAAGUUUUUAAUCAUAAUUACCUAUUCUUACACAAGCUUAGUUUUUAAAAUGUGGACAUUUUAAAGGUCUCUGGAUUUUGCUCAUCCAGUGAAGUCCUUGUAGGACAAUAAACAUAUAUAUGUACAUAUAUAUACACACAAAUAUGUAUAUGUGCACAAACAUGUAUAUCUAUAAAUAUUUUAAAUGGUGUUUUAGAAGCACUUUGUCUACCUAAGCUUUGACAACUUGAACAAUGCUAAGGUACUGAGACGUUUAAAAAAAAAGAAAAGUUUACUUUCAUUUUAGAAUGCAAAGUUGAUUUUUUUAAGGAAACAAAAAGAAAGCUUUUAAAAUAUUUUUGCUUUUAGCCAUGCAUCUGCUGAUGAGCAAUGUGUCCAUUUUUAUUACAGCCAGUUAAAUCCAAAACGGGACUUUUUGGAUUCAAGGGAAUACAUUAGUCCACAAAACACAUGUUUUUCUGGUGCUCAUCUCACAUGCUAUACUGUAAAAGUUUUAUACAAAAUUGUAUGACAAGUUCAUUGCUCAAAUAUGUAGAGUUUUAAGAAUUUUCUGUUAACUGCAGGUAGUGAUUAACCGCAUGCUACAGACUCAACAAAGCUAGUUCACUUAAGCAAUGCUAUCGUAUGGCUCUGUAUGCUCUUCAGCGAACCCAAUGGCUGUCUGCCUUUGUGUUGAUAAUUGUACAUUGUGAUGUUGUCAUUUCUUAGCUUAAGUGUCCUCUUUACCGGGAAGAUUGAGCAGACUGAUGCCUGCAUAAGAUUAAUAAACAGGGUUAGUUCCAUGUGAAUCUAUUAAUUAAAAGGAAAAAAAAAAAAAACAGGCAGCUGGUUUGCUGUGGUGGUUUUAAAUCAUUAAUUUGUAUAAAGAAGUGAAAGAGAUGUAUAGUAAGUAAAUUAAAUUGUAAACAAAACUUUUUUAACGCAAUGCUUUAGUAUUUUAGUACU
Molecule: messenger RNA, 7958 nt
Organism: Balaenoptera acutorostrata (minke whale)
Lineage: Eukaryota; Metazoa; Chordata; Mammalia; Artiodactyla; Balaenopteridae
Gene: TET2
Product: tet methylcytosine dioxygenase 2
Exons: 11
Coding region: 325-6300 (1991 amino acids)
Biological process (GO): myeloid cell differentiation; positive regulation of transcription by RNA polymerase II; oxidative demethylation
Cellular component (GO): nucleus
Molecular function (GO): DNA 5-methylcytosine dioxygenase activity
Source: RefSeq, a predicted model, not a curated record